Physella acuta is the source of this 905-nucleotide messenger RNA. RefSeq lists its product as uncharacterized. Gene Ontology annotation, cellular component: extracellular region. Lineage: Eukaryota; Metazoa; Mollusca; Gastropoda; Physidae. The record is from RefSeq and is a predicted model, not a curated record. Gene Ontology annotation, molecular function: chitin binding.
AUGACACCACAGAUUCUGAUCCUCGCCUUGACCGUCGGCCUGGCCUGGUGUGGCCCCCUCACCAACAGAUGUCCCCAGCCAACAGCAACCUACCCCAACCCCGCAGCCUUCCUGUACGGCAGCCCCGACGACUGCCAGACGUUUUUCAUGUGUAGCCAUGGCAACCCUAUCCGUAUGUCAUGUCCAGCCACGACCACCUUCAGCGAGGCUUACCAGACCUGCGUCCACAAGGACAGUCACUACGACACCUGUACACGUGAGAACGCCAUCAGAGAAUGUUCUAGAGGAUCCACCCUUAUCGCUCACCCCACAGCCUGCCAGAGGUACUACAACUGCUCUGACAACACAACGAGGUCUAUGUUCAGCCGAUUCAGUCAGUUUGAGAUGGAGUGUCCCUACCCUCAACUCUUUGACGUCACUGAGAGACGAUGCAAGCCUUACAGAGAGGCCUAUUGUGGCCCUAACAGGGUUGCUGCUACCGACGCCUGCGACUGCUACAACAACCAGUGUGGCACCGCCCACUGCCAGCCUUGCAGGAGCAGGUUCCCCUCAUGUCAGGAUCUAGCUGACGGCAUCCAUAUGUUCAUCUGCCACGGAACACUAACCAAAGACAAUUAAUUAGUUGGAUCCAAACUCAAAAGUUUAAAUAAAAUGUGGGCGUUUACUUUCACAAAAGUGGUAAUUCUGCAAGUGUUACUAAUUGAAGUCUACGGUGCUGACCUCAGAUGCCCAGACAACACACAAAUUGACGUGACGCUUUUCGUCGACUACCCCAACUAUCUUGGCCCCGACAACUGGAACAAGGCGCUCACGUUUUUGGCUGACGUCAUCAAGCAGUUCAAGAUCGGACCCAAUGAUGCCAGAUUUGCUGCCGUCGGAUACACAAUGGGCGCUGCCACGUUGUA